Molecule: messenger RNA, 948 nt
Organism: Aedes albopictus (Asian tiger mosquito)
Lineage: Eukaryota; Metazoa; Arthropoda; Insecta; Diptera; Culicidae
Exons: 1
Coding region: 1-948 (315 amino acids)
Biological process (GO): DNA integration
Molecular function (GO): nucleic acid binding
Source: RefSeq, a predicted model, not a curated record
AUGGCCGACCUUCCACCCGCUCGUCUAGCAGCUUUCACACGACCAUUCACGCACGCAGGGAUCGACUAUUUCGGGCCGAUUGAAGUCACUGUCGGCAGAAGAGUGGAAAAGCGAUGGGGAAUGAUAGUGACUUGCCUCACCGUCCGGGCCAUUCACCUCGAAGUCGUGCACUCUCUCAGCACGAGUUCCUGUAUCAUGGCUCUCCGGAAUUUCAUGGCACGACGUGGUACCCCUCAAAAGGUCUACAGCGACCGUGGUACUAAUUUCGUGGGUACAAAUCGAGAACUGCUUCAGACCAACGAAACUAUCAACGAACUCGAGUAUAUGGAAGAAUUUGCUAAAUCUGGCAUCGAAUGGGUCUUCAACCCACCUCUCGCUCCGCACAUGGGCGGUAGUUGGGAGCGGUUGAUUCGCACUAUAAAGAACAAUUUGAUGGUUGUAUGUUCAUCUAGAAUACCCUCCGACGAAGUGUUCCGCAAUUUGCUUAUUGAAGUUGAGAACACUGUCAAUUCGCGACCCUUAUCCCAUGUGCCAAUAGAUGAGGAUUCGGCACCUGCACUGACACCGAAUCAUUUUUUACUGGGAUCUUCAAACGGAACAAAGCCCCUCAGCCAACUGGACGACAGCGGAGCGCAUCUCCGUCAAAACUGGAUUACGUCACAGUGCCUCGCAAACCAAUUUUGGAAACGUUGGAUAACGGAUUACCUGCCCGAGAUCACUAGAAGAACCAAGUGGUUUCAUAGAUCCAAACCGAUUGCCAUAGGCGACGUGGUAGUCAUUGCCGACCCAAAGAUGCCACGUAACUGCUGGCCGAAGGGCAAGAUCAUCGGGACAAAGGUCAGCACGGAUGGUCAAGUCCGGUCUGCAACGGUAAGGAUAUCGAAUGGAGUAUACGAUCGCCCAGUGACGAAGCUAGCAGUAUUGGAUGUUGGGUGCGACAACAAGUAA